UAACCUAUGCCUUUUUCAUCAACAUACUAAGUUGAGGCAGAGCCUAGAAUUCUAGGAAGGCUUCUAGUAGAGGAUGGAGUUAAAUGCAGAGAAGGAAUUUCCUCUGUGGGACUGAUAAAGGACUAAUGAAUUUAUUGUUACAGAGGUCUUUAAGUGGGAGUUUAUAAGUUUUAGCUGAUCAUGUCAGGAUCUAGGGAUGUGUGAGUUGUUAGACUUAGAGAAGUUUGAAGCAUAGCAUUGUCCAAAAUGUCUUGGUUCGUUGAAGCAUUAAGAUUGCUCUUCAUUGGAAAUCAGGGGCCUAGAGCCCAAAGCCUGAUGGAAACACUUGAAUUCAGUGUGGCCAAAUAUUCUUGUCCAUAUAGUGUAUGUACUGUGGUCCUAGUAAUGGUACUUUAUUGUUUGUUAUUUGGGUAAGUAAAGUGGAAUUUGGACUUUCUCCAUCAGUUUUUGUUUUGUUACAGAUAAACCAAGUGGUGGCAGACUUUGACCUUAGUCUGUUAAAAUCCAUGAGGGCCGAAAGUGACAGACAGACACGCUGCAUCUGAACGAUCACUGGUCCUCAGAGCUGGAACAUGAGCACCUUUGUGACCCUUUCAAGCGGGCAGCAGAUGCCCAUGGUCGGACUUGGCACAUGGAAGAGUUCUCCAGGACAGGUGAAGCAGUCAGUGCUGGCAGCGUUAGACUGUGGGUACAGACACAUCGACUGUGCUGCUGCUUACAGUAACGAACAGGAGGUCGGAGAAGCUCUGGCUCUGAGGCUCGGGCCUGGGAAGGCUCUGCGUCGUGACGACGUGUUUGUGACGUCCAAACUGUGGAACACCAAGCACGAUCCACGGGACAUUGAAGGAGCCUGCAGGACCAGUCUAGCCCACCUGGGUCUCUCCUACCUGGACCUUUACCUCAUGCACUGGCCCAUGGCUUUUCAGCCAGGGAAAGAGCUGAUGCCUCGCAGGGAAGAUGGAAGCAUUUGCUACUCGGACACACACUACAGAGACACUUGGACGGCCAUGGAGACUUUAGUGGACAAAGGUCUGGUCAAGGCUGUAGGACUGUCCAACUUCAAUGCCAGGCAAAUGGACGACAUCAUCGGCGUGGCCAGACACAAACCUGUGGUCAACCAGGUGGAAUGUCAUCCUUAUUUGUCUCAAGUGGAUCUCGUCACUCACUGCCGGUCAGUGGGAGUGUGUGUGACUGCCUACAGUCCUCUGGGCAGCGGGGACAGACCCUGGGCGUCUCCCGAUGAGCCAAGCCUGCUGGACGAUCCUCGACUGGGAGCCAUCGCCCACAGAUACCACAAAACGCCGGCUCAGGUCAUACUCAGGUGGCACGUUCAGAGGGGCGUCGUGUGUAUACCCAAGAGUGUGACGCCCUCCAGGAUCCAGCAGAACCUGCAGGUGUUUGACUUUUCCCUGACAGAUCAGGACAUGAAGCUGAUCGAGUCCUUCAACCGACACGAGCGCUUCAUCGUCCCGUCAGUCGAGCGGGACGGUAAGAGAGUGUGGAGAGAUGCAGAGCAUCCUCAUUUCCCCUUCCAUGAUCCUUACUGAGGCAGAAACCAAGUCUUACAAUUUAAAUAUACACAUUUUCUCAGUGAAUUAUUCACUAAAAUUGUGGUUUAAAAAACUAAAUUGAAAUGGAAUAAACCAUUUUCCAGUGGUA
Solea solea (common sole) is the source of this 1659-nucleotide messenger RNA. It is a transcript of the gene akr1a1a, whose product is annotated as aldo-keto reductase family 1, member A1a (aldehyde reductase). Lineage: Eukaryota; Metazoa; Chordata; Actinopteri; Pleuronectiformes; Soleidae. The record is from RefSeq and is a predicted model, not a curated record. Gene Ontology annotation, biological process: aldehyde catabolic process. Gene Ontology annotation, molecular function: aldose reductase (NADPH) activity. The transcript is spliced from 9 exons. Gene Ontology annotation, cellular component: cytosol. The coding region runs from base 573 to 1547 and encodes 324 amino acids.